AUGGUUCGGAUUGCACUUGCAGGAGGCUCUGGGGGCGUAGGACGAGAGAUUUUGGAUGCCCUCCUAUCCACCGGAAAACACGACAUCACGAUAAUCUCUCGAAAGGCAAGUAAUUCACAAGACUAUCCAACGAAUGAUGCUAAUAAAUUACAAUCGCGAGUAUCAUGGGUGGUUGUAGAUUAUGCCGAUACCCGAAGGCUGGUGGACAUCCUGCAAGGCGUGCAUACAGUCCUCUCAUUCAUCGUAGUAGCUCAAGACAAGGGCAACUCAGCGCAGCGAAAUUUGAUUGACGCAUGUGUCAAAGCAGGCGUCAAACGCUUUGCUCCUAGUGAUUGGGCAGGAGCUUCCACUAAUGGCCUGCCAUGGUACGCGGGUAAGACCGCGAUAGAACAGUAUCUGAAAAAGAUAAAUCAGGAUGAAGCGGUCCUUGAGUACUGCUGCUUCCGACCAGGAAUGCUCAUGAACUAUCUGGCCUUCCCUCAGAAGACGACCAAAUAUGCAGAUAUUUGGGGCAUCCACAUCGAUAUGGAUCAUCAUCGGGCUAUCAUACUAGGUGAUGCCAAGAGUCCCGGCUAUUUCAGCAUGACGACGAUGGAAGAUGUGGCAAACAUCGUUGCCAAGGCUGUUGACUAUGAAGGAGAAUGGCCAACGGUGGGAGGGAUACGAGGCGACCGGAUCUCCCAGCAAGAGCUCAUUGCAUUGGGAGAAGAGAUUCGAGGUGGAAGAUUUGCUGUCGAAACAAUCAAAUCUGUCCAAGCUCGUGCCGGCAGAUUAACUGCGAGCUGGCACCCAAAGAUGGAGCACCCUACGGUUCCUGAGGAGCUGAGAGAGUCGUCGGCAAAGAUCUUUACAGCCAAGACGAUUGUCUCUAUUUAUCAGGGUAGCUGGGAGGUGUCUGAUGAGUGGAACAGCAUUUUCUCCGACUACAAGUUUACUACAAUUCGGCAAUUUCUUGAAAAGUGGUGGUCAGAUGCCGAAUAG
Molecule: messenger RNA, 981 nt
Organism: Trichoderma citrinoviride
Lineage: Eukaryota; Fungi; Ascomycota; Sordariomycetes; Hypocreales; Hypocreaceae
Product: NAD(P)-binding protein
Exons: 5
Coding region: 1-981 (326 amino acids)
Source: RefSeq, a predicted model, not a curated record